GGACGCAAGCACGCCUUUAACCAACCGACAGAUAUGCCUGUCCCAACUCAUGCAUCUGCCGAGGUUGUGAAGCAAGAGUCAGGCUACAUUAAACAAGUUGACUGGCGUUAUUUUCUGCAAGUAACAAAGACUACACUAGAGUCUUCUGGUAAAGGUUGGACUAAUUUUAAAACUGUUCCACCAAAGGACAAAAGAGAGUAUUUUGAAGAUGUAAACAAGGGACUGGAACGCGGUGGGCUGAAGCCUGCUUCCGAAGAAGUCCUUGAUUGGCGACUGGAAAAGCUCAUGCGGCCGCCAUCUCAAAGGAAUGUUAGAGAUCGAACCGCUAAUUCGUCUUCUGUGACAACGCCGCCCGCCAGUAGACCAUUUGAUCCAGUCAGAGACUUAGAAUGAAGCCAGUGUGAGGAGGGGAGUGCAGACUAAUGGGGGCGAUAGCAGGAUCCAGUGAACAGAUUGCCAAUUCCGUUGGGUAAUGCCGACAGUUGUUUGUAAUCUCUUUCGUAGCUCACGCUGUGCAACCACCUUCCUUUCUUUUUCUAUCAUGUUCCGAUUAGAUGAUCAUUUGCGUUUUCAGACGACACGAAUCUCACACCAACGACAAUCAUGUCCGUCUUUGUAAGAGCGGAACAAGUAUCAAAAAGAAAUAAACCACUGCAGGACAUCACCUUGCUGUAACA
Messenger RNA from Aaosphaeria arxii CBS 175.79, 677 nucleotides. RefSeq lists its product as uncharacterized. Bases 34 to 393 code for a protein of 119 amino acids. Lineage: Eukaryota; Fungi; Ascomycota; Dothideomycetes; Pleosporales. The record is from RefSeq and is a predicted model, not a curated record. The transcript has 3 exons.